Aspergillus alliaceus is the source of this 552-nucleotide messenger RNA. RefSeq names its product beta-class carbonic anhydrase. Lineage: Eukaryota; Fungi; Ascomycota; Eurotiomycetes; Eurotiales; Aspergillaceae. The record is from RefSeq and is a predicted model, not a curated record. Bases 1 to 552 code for a protein of 183 amino acids. The transcript is spliced from 6 exons. Gene Ontology annotation, molecular function: zinc ion binding; carbonate dehydratase activity.
AUGGCUGAUCGACGAUUUGAAGAGCUUCUCGAGCGUAAUCAGAGAUCGCUUGGUAACUAUCAGGCCCCACCCCUGCUACAGAACAUAGUGGAAAUGAAACCUGAAUCAGGAGCUAUCUGCAUCAUAACCUGUGCUGACGCCCGAGUCAACCCGGAUGAAUUUCUCGGUCUCACACGUGGAGAAGCUCUAGUAAUUCGCAACGCGGGUGGUCGAGCUGCCGAUGCCUUGAGAAGUCUUGAAGUUAUGGGGUCAAUUGCUCCUAUUGACUUGAUUGUGGUGGUACACCAUACUGAUUGUGGCGGUUUAUUCACCAACGAUGAUGAAAUACGAUCCAAACUGUGUGACAGGGCCCCGGCUCAUGCCUCUACGAUUACGGAUAAGUGGUUUGGUACAUUUCAGAGUAUUGGCCUCGACGAGAGCAUCCGAGAGGAUGUCGAAGCAAUCAGGCAAUGGCCGUUCUUACCAGUAGAAGCUCAGGUUGUUGGUUAUGCAUAUGAGCUUGAGACAGGAUCACUUAGAAAAGUUGUCCCAGGCAAAGAUUUGAGGAAAUAA